Molecule: messenger RNA, 267 nt
Organism: Protopolystoma xenopodis
Lineage: Eukaryota; Metazoa; Platyhelminthes; Monogenea; Polystomatidea; Polystomatidae
Source: the annotation of a GenBank genome assembly
AUGAAGGGAUGGCAGUUGCAUCUCCCCGCAACUGACGUACACAAAGCCUUGCUUCCCAACUGGACUCGACUGCACUUUCGAGCUCGCCUCAACUCGUCUCACAACCGCCCCAGUGGCACUCGAACCCGGUCUGUUGCGGUGCAGCAAACACACACUCGACAUGUUGACCACUGCCACGAUCACAUUUCGCUAAUGGGAAUGUCGAUGGAGCAAAGAGAGGGAUUUUCUGUCACGACCGACUGCAUUACUUAUAUUCAGUUUGAGUAG